Molecule: messenger RNA, 1568 nt
Organism: Nicotiana attenuata
Lineage: Eukaryota; Viridiplantae; Streptophyta; Magnoliopsida; Solanales; Solanaceae
Product: mRNA-decapping enzyme subunit 2
Exons: 8
Coding region: 255-1220 (321 amino acids)
Biological process (GO): deadenylation-dependent decapping of nuclear-transcribed mRNA; nuclear-transcribed mRNA catabolic process, nonsense-mediated decay
Cellular component (GO): cytoplasm
Molecular function (GO): RNA binding; 5'-(N(7)-methylguanosine 5'-triphospho)-[mRNA] hydrolase activity; manganese ion binding
Source: RefSeq, a predicted model, not a curated record
CAUCAUUCAGUAUUCAACAAGUUCAGAACCAGAAAGAGGGAAAAUCAGGAGGAAGAGCUUUUUGGGUUCAGUUUUUUAAGAAUAAUAAGAGCUCUUUCCUCUCGACUUUGACUCCGACUCUCUCUUUUUCUCUCUCCGUAUGUAUACUCAUAUGCGUAUACGCUGAGCAUACAAAAAUACGUAGUAGUAUAUGUAUAUACGUACGUGAAAAUCUCCAGAUCGAAGUUAGGGUUUUAGUUUUUUAGGUCUUCAAAAUGUCAGGGCUUCAUCGAUCUUCUAGCGCUCCUUCAAAAAAUGGCCUUCCUCCUCAGGAACUCCUUGACGAUCUUUGCAGUCGGUUUGUUUUGAACGUGCCAAAAGAAGAUCAGCAAUCAUUUGAGAGGAUUUUAUUUCUUGUGGAGUAUGCACAUUGGUUUUAUGAAGACAAUUCUGUAGAAAAAAAUCCAUCAUUGAAGUCUUUCACUCUCAAGGAAUUUACAUCCUUAAUGUUUAACAGUUGUGAUGUUUUAAAACCAUAUGUUCCUCACAUAGAUGACAUAUUCAAGGACUUUACCUCUUACAAGGUUCGAGUUCCUGUAACUGGGGCCAUCAUCCUUGAUGAAACUUUUGAAAGGUGCUUGCUAGUAAAGGGAUGGAAGGGUUCAAGUUGGAGUUUUCCACGUGGGAAAAAGAAUAAAGAUGAAGAGGACCACACUUGUGCAGUUAGAGAAGUCUUGGAAGAAACAGGAUUUGAUGUAUCAAAACUUCUUCAUAAAGAUCAAUUCCUUGAAAUGACAUUUGGACAGCAAAGGGUGCGGCUUUACAUAAUAGCUGGAGUGAAAGAGGAUACAGCAUUUGCCCCACAAACUAAAAAAGAAAUUAGUGAAAUUGCAUGGCAAAGACUGGAUGAACUUCAACCAGCAAGUAAUGACGUCAUAUCUCGUGGGAUGACUGGCCUCAAGCUCUACAUGGUUUCUCCAUUUUUAACAUCUUUGAGAUCGUGGAUUUCAGCACAUCAGCCUCCAGUAGCACCUAGACUGGAUAGACCUUCAAGAGGAAAAAGUGUAUGGAACGCAAAGAAUAGUUCCACUGGGAGCAGCUCAGUUUUAACUGAGAUUCAAUUGAACAAGCCUGCAGCUGAUGCACAUCCCCCAGACACAGGUCCUGGCAAAAGCUUCAGAAACUUCCGGUUUGACACUACUUCGAUAUAUCGUGCAAUGGAAGCUGGCUUCUCUUCUUAAAGUGUAGAGUGUAGUCACGGUCGAUUGUCAAGUUUCAUGUGCACAUAUAGCUUCAGUCACCACAUCAAUUGUCGACAAAAUCUAGGUCUCUUCAUGUUAAUCCGCCAGUCAAGUUCGUAGUUUUGUGGCUGUUCUGUUCAGGUAAAGGUUUGUGAUGCAUGUACAGUAUGUACAGGAACCUUUUGUAUUGAAUAGUCAAGCAUGUUCUUUAGUAGAUGCAAACACACUCCUUUUAAUUUGGACACUAUAUUUUCCUACGUAUCAGUGUUGCCCGAACUCCUAACUGAGUCCGUACUUCCAUCUUGCUGUCUUUCUUCUCGAGCAAUGACAGUUCUAGCAUGGAGGCCU